Molecule: messenger RNA, 294 nt
Organism: Loa loa (African eye worm)
Lineage: Eukaryota; Metazoa; Nematoda; Chromadorea; Rhabditida; Onchocercidae
Exons: 2
Coding region: 1-294 (97 amino acids)
Source: RefSeq, a predicted model, not a curated record
AUGACUACGGGACACAAAGCGCUGUUUGUUUGGUUAUUGCUAUUGCUCGCCCUUGUCUUUCUAGUUGUUUAUCUGGAUGGUGGUUUGGAUGGCGAGCCAUCGAUAUUUUUUCUAAUUUUAGGAUUUUUUGACAUCCUUUUUCUGUCCAGUGCAGUGAUCAAAAUAAUACGCCAUUACCAGAUUUGUGGAGUGGGAGGAAGGCAAUACGAUAUGAAUACACCAUACUCGAUGACAGCAUACGUUUAUUCCUUAGAAAAGCGAACUUCUGCUGUUGUCUUUGGUAAUUUAAUUUAA